Messenger RNA from Mycetomoellerius zeteki, 1269 nucleotides. RefSeq lists its product as uncharacterized. Bases 1 to 1269 code for a protein of 422 amino acids. The transcript has a single exon. The record is from RefSeq and is a predicted model, not a curated record. NCBI's taxonomy places the organism in Eukaryota, Metazoa, Arthropoda, Insecta, Hymenoptera, Formicidae.
AUGUCCUAUCACAAAUCUGGUUCGCAAAAGCGAAAACAACGCACAGAUCGCGAACAAAAAACUUUAAUUGCAGAAAGAAGACAAGCAACUCUUACUGAUUUUAAUUUUCACUCUAAGAAAAGUUCAGAUGCCAGUGUAAAUCAAAGUCAUGAUUCGACUGAAAGGCAAAGUAGUCAAUCGUUUCCGUGUGCUUCUUCGUCCGCGACAACUGAAUCUGAUUGUAACCAAGCUGAACAGUUUGUUACUUUUGUUUCGUCUGAUCUGGUGCAGGAAAAGGAAAAUCUGCCUGUAGAAACUGAUGUAAAUUUUGCUGCAAUGAUUCAAAAGUCCACAUCCACAGAACGCGAAUCAGAAGUGCAAUCAACGUCCCAAUUUCACUUGACUAACCAUCUUUACGACUAUGACAUUGGUACUGUAGACACUGAUUUUUUACUUCCACAACUGGUUGAUGAAAUGAUUCGCAUUCGAGAAAAAAUACCUUCUGUCUUUCCUCAUGAUCGGUCGAAUGAAUGGUUUCCCGUAUCGCUGCUGUUCAAAAACUUGCCUAAUGGUGAAAAGGUGGAACGCGAUUGGUUAGUUUGGAGCCGCAGUAAGAGUGCUUUCUUUUGCCUUCCAUGUCGGUUAUUUAGUAUAAAUACAGUGAAUCGUUCUUAUCUUUGUUCUCCGGGCGGAUAUUCGAAAAACCUGGUGUGGAAAAAAUUGUACGAAAGACUGCAAUCACAUGAGAAUAAUAAAGAUCACAUUCAAUGUUAUGUGAAGUGGCGUGGGAUGGAAAUGAAUGUCCGAAAUGAAUCUUCAAUUGAUAAGCUGUUGUGUGAACAAAUCAAGGGUGAAGUUAAGAAAUGGCAAGAAAUUUUAACACGUAUUUUAGAUACAAUUUUGUUUCUGGGAGAAAGAGGUUUAGCACUGAGAGGGGAAAGUCAUCUUAUUGGAAAACGAAACAACGGAAUUUUUUUGGGAAUUUUAGAAUUGAUUAGCCACUACGAUCCGUUAUUACGCGAGCAUUUGGAAAAAGUGAAGACGUUCCAACAGCUACACCAGCGUCUGCAAUGCCACUAUCUUUCGCCGGAUAUACAAAACGAAUUUAUAGAUCUGUGUGCUCGUUAUGUGAUAUCGGCCAUAUUAAAAGAACGAGAAAAGGCAAAAUAUUAUUCCUUAAUCGUCGACGCCACACCCGAUUCCGCUCACAUUGAACAAACUACUUUCAUUUUACACUAUCUUUAUUUAAAUCCAGAAGAAAAAAGUAUACGAUUGAAGAACGCUUUUUAG